Molecule: messenger RNA, 1001 nt
Organism: Lucilia sericata (common green bottle fly)
Lineage: Eukaryota; Metazoa; Arthropoda; Insecta; Diptera; Calliphoridae
Product: glucose-6-phosphate 1-epimerase
Exons: 6
Coding region: 48-863 (271 amino acids)
Biological process (GO): carbohydrate metabolic process
Molecular function (GO): carbohydrate binding; isomerase activity
Source: RefSeq, a predicted model, not a curated record
UUUUAAUUAAUUUUAUUUCACUGUAAAAUUAAUGUAAAAAAAAUUUUAUGAUUUUAGGUGCAACUGUAGUAUCUUGGCGGGUCAACAAUCAAGAGCAGUUAUUUGUCAGCAAAUUGGCCUCUUUUGAUGGGAAAAAGGCAAUACGUGGCGGCAUACCAUUCGUCUUCCCUCAAUUCGGUCCAUGGUCAUUUGGUGCUCAACAUGGUUUUGCACGCAUAACGCGAUGGAACUUAGAGAGACCACCGGAACGGCUGCAUAAUGGUGAUGUAGAGGCUAUAUUUUCUUUAAUGGACAAUGAAUUCACUAGAUCUAUGUGGAAUUAUCAAUUUCGCAUCACAUAUCGUUUGAUAUUGCGUGAAAAGGAAUUACAUUUUCAUAUAGGUGUCUAUAAUCCUAGUAAAGACUUAGCGCUUACAUUUAAUCUAUUAUUGCAUACGUAUUUAAAAGUUCCUGAUGUUAGACGUUGUCAAAUAACUGGACUGCAUGGUUGUACCUUUAUGGAUAAGACUCGCGAUGGUGCUUUGUAUCAAGAGGGCCGUGAAGUUGUGACGGUAAAUGAGUGGACCGAUCGCAUUUACCAGCAUACGCCUCAAGAACACAUUAUAACGAAUGUUGUGUCGGGCCGCAAAAUGCGUAUACACAAGUAUAAUUUCCCCGAUACCGUUAUUUGGAAUCCUUGGAUUGAUAAGGCCCGUGAAAUAGGGGAUUUCGGUGAUGAUGAAUUUCCGAAUAUGUUGUGUGUGGAGGCGGGACAUGUCUCAUCGCCGGUUAUAUUACUGCCCGGAACUGCUUUUGAAGCCAGUCAAAUAUUGCAGAUCAUCAUUGAGGGUAACGUCAGCCGAAAGACUAAACGGAAUCGCUAGCGUUUAAAGAAUCGGAACCCAAUGAGGUAAACCGAUUCUUAAAACAAAUAAAGCGAACUAUUACAAAACAAUAAUAAAACUCAAAUCUACAAUAAAACAAAUAAAGAAAACUCAAAUGUGACGACACAAAAUACUAUA